AUCCAGGUAAAUUGGUCGCAGACUCAAAGGUGAUGCAUUUAUGUGUCUUCUCACCCCCUUCUCUCUUUGCCUCUCUCCCCUUUCCAAUUUGUGUCUCCCACAUCAAAUAGCGCAGCCGGUGGGAAGCUGCAGCUCUCCACACUGACAAGACAUCAACUUGUGUUUUUGCUGCUAAAACGAAAACGCUCAACUUCCUCUACUGAGUCGCGUAAAAGAAGGCAUGAAGACAUCAUCCUAGUCAUCAGUCAUGGCCGAUAAAAGGAAACUUCAAGGGGAAAUAGAUCGAUGUCUGAAAAAAGUAGCGGAAGGAGUCGAACAGUUUGAAGACAUUUGGCAAAAGAAUCAGAAAAGGAUUUAUUGCCAACUUCACAAUGCAGCCAACGCAAACCAGAAAGAGAAAUAUGAAGCGGACCUCAAGAAAGAGAUUAAAAAGCUCCAGCGUCUUCGAGACCAGAUCAAGACGUGGGUGGCAUCCAACGAGAUCAAAGACAAAAGGCAGCUAGUAGAGAACCGCAAACUCAUAGAAACGCAAAUGGAGCGGUUCAAAAUAGUGGAGAGAGAAACCAAGACAAAGGCGUACUCUAAAGAAGGUUUGGGUCUGGCCCAAAAGGUGGACCCGGCCCAGAAAGAGAAGGAGGAGGUCGGCACGUGGCUAACGAACACGAUCGACACGUUGAACAUGCAGGUGGACCAGUUUGAGAGCGAGGUGGAGUCUCUUUCAGUGCAGACGAGGAAAAAGAAAGGAGACAAAGAGGACCGGAUUGAGGAGCUGAAGACAUUCAUCGAAAAGCAUCGGCACCACAUCCGGAUGCUGGAGACCAUCCUGAGGAUGCUGGACAACGACUCCAUACAGGUGGACGCCAUCAGGAAGAUCAAGGACGAUGUGGAGUAUUAUCUAGACUCGUCGCAGGAUCCAGACUUUGAGGAGAAUGAGUUUCUGUACGACGACCUGGACCUGGAAGAAAUCCCUCAGGCGCUGAUCGCCACCUCCCCGCCGGGAAACUCCAACUUGGAGGACGAGAUCUUCCAGAACUCCAGCAGCACGCCCACCUCCACCACCUCAUCUUCACCCAUCCCCCCUUCACCUGCCACUUGCACUACGGAGAACUCAGAAGAUGACAAGAAGAGAGGACGUUCAACCGACAGUGAAGUCGGUCAGUCACCUGUGAAGAACGGAAACCCCUCUUCCUCGUUAUCCUCUUCCUCAUCCUCCUCUUCUUCCUCCUCCUCGUCCUCCUCCUGCUCUUCUUCAUCCUCCAUCCCGGGCCUGACCUCAUCCUCACUCGUCUCUAUGGCGACCAUCACGGGGGGAGGACUCAGUGGCUCUGGGGGUCUUCACGGCAGCUUGGGGGGUCUCCUCUCCAACACUUCGGCCGGCAGCUACAGCAGCGCCACCCAGCAGCAGCCGCACCCGUCGGCGCAGCAGCAGCAACAGGCCAAAAACUUAGUUGGCCCCGCCUCCUCGGCUCCUAUCUCCAUCCCCAACUCCUCGACCAACAGCCACCUGAUGUCCUCCGCCCCUUCUCCCCCCAAUGCCAUUACACAGGGGCUCUUCACUUCCAGCUCCCAGGCCCAGUCUCUGUCGGGGCCCACGCCGACCUCCAACAGCCUCGGCCUCAGCCUCGGCCUCUCGCUGGGGAAAGGGGGCAUGUCCAGCUGCAUCACCACCAGCCCCAUGUCCGGGAGCCUCGGCCUGUCAGGGAUGCCGGCGUCCCUGAGCAGCAUGGCGAGCCUCCUGUCCGGCUCCACCCCCGCACCUUACGCCCAGGCGGCCGCAUCGGGAGCGAUCGGCUCCGGCCUUCCAGGCUCUCUGGGCGGCAUCGGCAUCAAUCCUACCACAACCCACAGCACAGUGGGCUCCAUCGGCAGUGGAAGCAUCACGGUCGGUGGGCCGACGUCCUCAACGGGAGGUCUGCUGGGCCCGGCGCCGGGGUUGACCAACGUCGGCUCUGGCAUGCUGGGUUUGGGUUCUGGCCAGUCGGGGAUGCAGGGGUCUUCCCUGGUGUCACUGAGCCCAGUCGGAGGCUUAGCGCCGGGUAGCGGAGUGGGAGUCAUCGGGAGCAACGGAGGCAGCUCUGGAUCAGCAGGGAGCGGAGUGGUGGGAGUAAACCUGUCGCUCUCCGUCAGGCCGCCGAGCCAACAGAAGCAGAACGGUAGCACCAGUUACAGCGCUGUGGUAGCAGACAGCACAACAGACUCCGCCCUCACCAGUGCCAGCCAAUCACAAAGCAGCCAAUCCUCGUCUUUGACCUCCCCAGCCAACCAGCCUAAGGACACUGGUUCCAGUUUACUGGGCUCUAUUUGUCUGUCGUCCAGCUCCCCGUCGCCGGCCUUCUACAGCGAGGCCAAAGCGGUGAGCGGCGGCAGCCUGCUGAACGGGCCGCUGUCCUACUCGCAGUCCUCCGACAGCAUGAAGCCCCAGGAGCCUCUGAGCAGCCUGAAGUCCAUGGCCGAGCGAGCAGCACUCAGCUCAGGGAUGGAGGGUGACGUGUCCUCCCUGCACCUCACCCCAGUCUCCGUCUCCUGUCUCCCUUCAGACAUCUUCCCCAGCAGCACUACUGUCCCCUCUGGCCCGCCGUCGGCGCCUCAGCUCUCGCUGUCAGAGGUCAGCAUCCCCCCGUCACUGGGCGUCUGCCCGCUGGGGCCGGUUCCCCUGUCCAAAGACCAGCUCUACCAACAGGCCAUGGAAGAGGCGGCGUGGACGCACAUGCCCCACCCGUCCGACUCCGAGAGGAUCAGGCAGUACCUGAUGAGGAACCCGUGCCCCACCCUGCCUUUCCACCACCAGGUGCCACCGCCCCACUCCGACACUGUAGAGUUUUACCAGAGGCUUUCCACCGAAACCCUCUUCUUCAUCUUUUACUACCUGGAGGGCACGAAGGCCCAGUAUCUGGCAGCCAAAGCCCUGAAGAAGCAGUCAUGGAGGUUCCACACAAAGUACAUGAUGUGGUUUCAGAGGCACGAAGAACCCAAGACCAUCACGGAUGAGUUUGAGCAGGGAACAUACAUUUACUUUGACUAUGAGAAAUGGGGCCAGCGGAAGAAGGAAGGCUUCACGUUUGAGUACCGCUACCUAGAAGACCGAGACCUCCAGUGACCCGCGUGGAGGAAGACAGACGGACGGACAGACGAACAGACAGACAGCUAAGGACGUGAGGGAGGGACAGACGGAUGAACACAUGAAGAAAGGUGCUCCACCUGCUGACAUUCCUUUGAUUGACCUCAGCUCGUUAGGGAUGGGGGGGGGAGUGGGGCUCAGCAUCCUCACCCUGGCAGUGGUUACUCCUCCCAGUCUCUUCUUCCUCUUCCUUCUCCACCCAUCAGGUCUUUUAUUUCCAUCUUUUCCUGAACUGGAACUCGCUUUGUUUUGUUUUGGCCCAUAAAAGAAGAAAAAAAAUUAUAAUAACAUGUCACCUAAUAUUCAGGCUAUCGUGUGCUUCUCUCUCCCCCACCUCCCCCCCACCCCUCGUGUUGUCUUCUUGUGUUGGCUUUAAAAACGUUUGCAUAUAUUAGCCCCUUUAAGAACCAAAGAGAAUUGGUUAAUGACACGGUGCAGGCUCCGUCCCCUCUCUAGAACGGAGGCAGCGAGUGUUCACACGCUCUGACCCUGUGUCGCGUCUGGAGCAGCGAUCCAGCAGCAGGGCAGCUUUCAAGAGCAAAAUCGGACUCAAGUGUUGUAAAUCCAGCGAGGCGGCGAUGGAACUUAACGACCCCGUAACCUGUAAGAAAUGUUGAAUUCUGGGCUCCACUUUGUUUUUUGUUAUUUUACUUUAUAUAUUUCUAUAAAACGCCUUUGAUAUACAUUCAGCUGCCAGUUUAUAAAGUACAGCUGAUAAACUAGCAGUCGAGUGCACGUUAUUAAAAGGUUGACACGACUUUGAAUACCCGGACACACUUCAUUGUUCAAGCGUUAUAUAACUUAUAACUUUUUUUUUCCUAAGGUGGUGAAGACGAUAGAAAACGUGUUGCUCGUGUGAGCUUUCUUUUGCGUUCACAUUUGGUCACUAUUAAAAGUCUGUUGUAUUUAAUUGAAAGAAGAUCCCCAGCCCGCAGUAAGAGAUCCCAACCCCUUUUUUUUUUUUUUGCCCUCCCAUUAAAUAGCUUGUUACAUCCUGUUAAAAAUAGCUUGUUGCUAGGAACUUUACAUCACAUUGAAGGUACCAACACCACCAACACGUAACUGGGAAAUGUAAAAAACUGCUCGAGCCAAUGAACGCCUGAACGCCCCUAAACUUCCACACCCAAACACUUGUCCCCCGGUAUUUAUUUUGCAGCGGUUGCCGUGUUACACACACAUUCCCUGUCCUCGGGGGGUACCUGAACUUGGGUUUACCGUCGCCUCCCGAGAUUUAGUGCAGAAACGUAGGCCCCAGGAACCGGCUCGCCAAACCGGUGGAAACAGAAGCAGCGCCUGUGACAGCGGCUACAAUUUCAAUAACGGGUCGUUAACUUCUUACAGGUGGUGGGGUUUCUCUCUCUCUCUCUCUCUCUCUCUCUCUCUCUCUCUCUCUCUCUCUUCAUCUCUCUCUCUCUCGUAAAUUUCACCUCUACACAACUCAUCCACAAAGGGAAUGAGAGUUUUUUUGCGAGACUCGGGGUAAAAAAAAAAAAAUCCUUUCGCUCUGACGUCACCGUUUGGCCGGUAAACGUGUAUUUCUGGUCGCUAAGUAACGUUCCACUGCCCUCCUGGUGCUGCUGCAACAACAGCUCGUUGAGCUUUAUCGCCUCGACACCGAUGAGCCUUACCACCUGACCCCCGGAGCAGUAAAGCUGCCUCUGGUGUGCAGUGGCUCCGUCUGGACUUCACCUGACUGCCGUAGACGUCAACACAACACAAUAAAAACCCACCAAGCACGCCAGAUGUGGGGAAAUGUUGGCCGGAGGUGGCAGAGGUCCUCGUGGUGGGACUCUGCGGAGGGGUAAAGGGGGGGGGGGGGGGCGAUUGGGUGAAUCUCCCAGCCGCUGUGGCCCUGCCUCGUCCCAUCGAGCACAAGUGGAGGAGUGGGAGAACACAGCCGGAGCGUGUUGGUAGUAGCUUGUCUUUUUUUUUUUUUUUUUUUUUUUUUUUUUUUUGUACCUGGUGGGCUGUUAUGUCACAGCACUUUGCGAGGAAAGGGAUCACACAUGGAAAAUUAGAAUAUAUGUCAGAAUAGUAUUUUCAAAUUCUGCGUUUGGCCUUCCAGCGUUCACAAGUCUCUGUGGUUCACAAGGCGUUAUUUCUUUAAAUUAAAGGGUCAGUUCACCCAAGUAAUAUUGAAAAAUUGAGAAAACAAAUAACAUUUUGCUCUUGUGGUAUCCAGUCGUACGUAUAGAUUUGGUUUUAUUUGCCCAUGUUUUGAGGUAUUCAAGAGACUUUUGCGUCCACUACAACACAAUGGAGGACAUUUUCUGGGGGAAAUGCGAGGUAGAUGAGAAGAUCGACGAGUCACAUGUCUGCACGUUCAAUAUUAAGCUCCGUUCAGCUUGGCAUGGGGACUGGAAACAGGGGAAACUGCUUUAAAUCUACACAUCUUCUAUAUUGUUUGUGUAAUCCAUUGUAAAAAAACAGCAGCUUGUAGUUUUACGGGGGAGUGGUGGUUAAGUUGAGCUAAGCUAACCAGCCCCCGGCUGGUCUUUCAUCUUUACCGUUAGACAUGAGCGAGCAGUGUCCACCUUCUCAUCUAACUCUCGGCAAGAAUGCAAAAUAAAGGCAUUUCCCCGAAUGUUGAACUGUUCCUUUUCAGGUUUGUUAAUGAAAGAUGACAUCUCGAGAAAUGCCUUCGCUAACCAUGUGUGUAUCUCAAGCCUGGACAAGUAAAAGCACAUCUAUCUGCAUGACUGGAUAUGACUAUGAGUGAGAAGAUGUUACUGUCAGUGGGUUUUUUGGUGGACCGAUGGUUUAACACAAAAAAGGCUCCAGCCGUGAUCACUGCGAGCGUCGUGGGUGUUGGAUGCUACCAGCAGCUGGAUGGUGGUUUGUUAGUCUCCCACCAGCCUCCCUCCCUCCUUCCUUCCCUCCCUCCCUCCCUCCUCCUCCUCUUCUCUCGGUGCCCAACAGCACAAACUGAGCAACACCAGCACUGCUGCCCACAUCUCCUCUGUCCUCCAGCUCUCUGCUGCAUGUUUACACACCGAGGGCUUGGACUGGUCACACAGUGAAAACACACUCAGACACACACACACACACACACACACACACACACACACAUACUGCCUGCGUCUCACUACCGGCAAGUCAUGACUUUAGCUUUUCCAACAUCCUGCUGCCAACGCACAGCUUUUUUCUUUAUUAUAUUUUUUUAAAUCACCCAAACAAUGGGAUAUUGAUUCAGUUUUCGGCGUUAUCUGUUCCGUUCCUCGCUCUCUUUCUCUGUCCGUCAGCUCAUCAUCACCCCCCUCCACCCCACAUGUUUUGCUCUCUCUCGCUCUCUCCAAGCCAGGUAGAUAUUUCCUUUAUUUCUCAGGAAGUAUUUGAUAGAUAAUUUUAUGAGGAAAUGUAUCCACCAGCCACAGCACAACCGUAACUAAAUAAUCCCCCACCCCACCCCCACCCACCCACCCGACACAUUCUCGCCAAAACUUUAAUCUGUAUCAAUCAUUUGAGAAUGUCACUUCUUGACCUGCCAGUGGCCCCUUUUUCUUUUCACCAAAAGGCUUUUUUUUUUCUUUUUGUUUUUUUGGGAAAAUGCUAAAUAUUAUCCUCCAAUGUUUGGAGCAACACCUGGAAGAGAGACCAUCUUUAUGUUUUUGUGUUUGGUGGAUUUAUUCUAGUUUCUAAUUUGUUCCGAGAUUGGGGAAAGCAUUUAGAAAUCCCAGAGGAGAACGAGGACCCCUGUUCAAAAUUUAUUUUUGUCUGUUUUUAAGAUCCGUAACUUUUCGAGAGAAGUGUGGUGUGUUAUUUUUUUUUAUUUUUUAUAGCCAAACAGAAAGACAGACAGACCGACAACUCUACACUUAUUCACUUGACUGACAGUCCUACUUUUAACCUUUUUUUUUUUUUUUUUUGACAAGCGGAAGGGAUGAGAGGUCAUUACGAGAGCCGAAAUGUGAAUCUCUCUCUGCCCCUUGACGAAAGUGUUGUAUAGACUCUCAUUCUUCAAACCUCCUUUGUGUUUUGUUUUGUUUUUGUUGUUGUUGUUGUCGUCAGACAGCAUGGAAUAAUGACACUUGCAAAGUGGCGCUGAAAAAGUAAAUAAUGACAUAACCAUGAAUAAAGGAUUGUAAAAUAUUAAUAAAAAAAAGUACUUUUCAGAAAA
Etheostoma spectabile (orangethroat darter) is the source of this 7235-nucleotide messenger RNA. It is a transcript of the gene cnot3b, whose product is annotated as CCR4-NOT transcription complex, subunit 3b. NCBI's taxonomy places the organism in Eukaryota, Metazoa, Chordata, Actinopteri, Perciformes, Percidae. Gene Ontology annotation, biological process: regulation of DNA-templated transcription. The coding region runs from base 248 to 3097 and encodes 949 amino acids. Gene Ontology annotation, cellular component: nucleus; CCR4-NOT core complex. The transcript is spliced from 20 exons. The record is from RefSeq and is a predicted model, not a curated record.